AUGAUAUCCCACCCGCGCUCCGCCUUCACAGAGCAGUCCCUGCACCAAAAGAUCCAUGCAGAUAGAACACUCUCCAUCCCCGACCUUCGUGAAAUCACCCGUGAGCAGCUUCAGCGCACGGUGAAUGUGAGGGAGGAGUUCAUCGAUGCAGCAGGAAUGCAUGUUGCAAGGCUCCAAGACGAGGUCCAGAUCCAAGACGUGAGGGCCAAGAUCGACGACGCAGAGGGUCAGGUCCUAGAUGCAAAGGCCCAGGGUCUAGAUGUCGGAAGUUUGGGCGAGAAAGAGGUGAAGGAGAGACUUUGUACGCUCGUGGAGCAGCAGUGGAACUUUUUGGAGAAGGGGAAAGCGUUGGAGUGA
Fulvia fulva is the source of this 357-nucleotide messenger RNA. RefSeq lists its product as uncharacterized. Bases 1 to 357 code for a protein of 118 amino acids. The transcript has a single exon. The record is from RefSeq and is a predicted model, not a curated record. NCBI's taxonomy places the organism in Eukaryota, Fungi, Ascomycota, Dothideomycetes, Mycosphaerellales, Mycosphaerellaceae.